This is a messenger RNA of Mesorhabditis belari, 399 nucleotides long. NCBI's taxonomy places the organism in Eukaryota, Metazoa, Nematoda, Chromadorea, Rhabditida, Rhabditidae. The record is from the annotation of a GenBank genome assembly.
AUGACUUCGGAAACGCUUGAGGCAACGAGAUUGUUUCAACACUUCGCGAAAAUCGAGAUGAGCGAAGAGAUCGAGAAAUUGAAAGAAGAGAUCAAAUUGAUGAAUGAAGAUCGGAUGAAUUUGGAAACUCUGCUAGAAGAUGAGCUGCCCGAUUACAGUGAAAAGAACGAACUCCACGUGAAGAAAGACAUCUUCAAACUUGAGCAUAAAUUGCGAAAGUUGCGGAAAAAGUACCCGAGAAUGUUCGUCGGUGAAAACAUGAUCGAUGCAGAAGAAGAAGAAGAAGAAGAAGAAGAAGAAGAAGAGAAAGGGUGCUGUUCAUCAUCGGAUAAUGUACCCUGUGAAUGGCAAUGUGUUCGGGUAACAUGUCAAACAUUGAAUGCAUCUGGAGAGAUGAGG